Rhinopithecus roxellana (golden snub-nosed monkey) is the source of this 958-nucleotide messenger RNA. Its product is annotated as cadherin EGF LAG seven-pass G-type receptor 1-like. The coding region runs from base 565 to 909 and encodes 114 amino acids. The transcript is spliced from 4 exons. The record is from RefSeq and is a predicted model, not a curated record. NCBI's taxonomy places the organism in Eukaryota, Metazoa, Chordata, Mammalia, Primates, Cercopithecidae. Gene Ontology annotation, biological process: adenylate cyclase-activating G protein-coupled receptor signaling pathway. Gene Ontology annotation, molecular function: G protein-coupled receptor activity.
CGCCCCGCCCGCCAGCCCCCGCCCGCCCUGGCAGGCGGGGGGACCAGGCGGAUUCCUCGCGCGUCAAACCACUUGAUCCCAUAAAACAUUCAUCCUCGCGGUCCGCGCCGCCGCCGCCCUCGCCCUGCGCUCCCACGGCCCGAGCCCUGCCCGGGCCGGUCGGAGCGGAGCGUGCGGAGCCUCCACCCGCGGCCGGGCCGGGGCCGGGUCGCAGCGGCGGCCCCUGGACGCAGACCCGGCCGCGGGGAGAAGGGCGCCCGCCCCGAAGCGACUUUUAGUCCCCCACGCGCCCCGCCUGGCCCCUAUGAUGAAGAGGGCGUCGGCUGGAGAAGACCCCUUGGUGAGGCCAGCUGGCCGGAGGACCACCACCCUGCAGACCACACACCCAGGGCCUGGCACCGUGGGGAGACCCCGAUCAGCAGGUGAAGUCGACACCCUGAUGAUGCUGGCCAGUUCACCUUCACUCUGGUCAUUUACUGUACCCUGGAGCAGCUCCUGCUUGAGUGCUAUGACCCCAACCACUGCAGCCUCCGGCUGCCUCACUGGUCCAUCAUUAAUACCCCGAUGGUGAGCAUGCUGGUAUACAGUGAGGGGGCUCUGCUCCCGAGACCCCUGGAGAGGCCUGUCCUGGUGGAGUUCACCCUGCUGGAGAUGGAGAAGCGAACCAAGCCCAUCUGCGUGUUCUGGAACAAUUCCCUGGCUGUCAAUGGGACGAGAGGGCGGUCUGCCCAGGGCUUCGAGCUCCUGUCCAGAAACUGGACACACGUUGCAUGCCAGUGCAGCCACACAGCCAGCUUCAAGGUGCUCAUGGACAUCUCCAGGUGUGAGGUGGGCAUCCUCCUGUGGCCACUAUGCCCACCGAGACUACCCCCAAACCUGCCCCUCCUCAAUCUAAAUCUUCCAUUCUAAGCAGCUUUGAACAAAGCAAAUCAACCGAUUAAAAAAAUAUAUUCCAGGA